This is a messenger RNA of Lathyrus sativus (Indian pea), 390 nucleotides long. The record is from the annotation of a GenBank genome assembly. Lineage: Eukaryota; Viridiplantae; Streptophyta; Magnoliopsida; Fabales; Fabaceae.
AUGUCCGAAUAUUCAGUAUCAAGUAAUCGCAAUGUGUCCCGCUCCAAUCACGUCGAAUGCAAGUGUGGUAUUCCUUCUACAUUGAUGACGGCGUGGACUGAUCAAAACUCAGGUCAUCAUUUUUUUGGAUGUGGGAUGUACAAGAAUCAGAGAUACAAGAGAUGUAGUCACUUUGUCUGGUAUGAUGAAGAAAUGUCUCAACGAGCCAAGGAAGUAAUAUCUCCAAUGCAUCAAAAAUUAAACCAAGAAAAGGUUAAGUUGAAUGAAGCCAUUGUCAGAGAAGACCAACUGAAGUUGAAGAUCAAGUAUUUGAAGGUGAUGAACAAGUUUACCAUGAGAAUGACAUUAGUGUUGUUAAUUGGGUUGGUUGUAUCAAAUGUAAUACAUUAA